ACACCAAUGAAUCAAGCCUCAACCCGAUCUCACUGCAUUUUCACUAUUCACCUCUCCAGCAAGGAACCUGGAUCUGCAAUUAUCCGACGCUCCAAGUUACACUUAGUAGAUCUUGCUGGAUCGGAGCGUGUUGCAAAGACUGGAGUUGGAGGUCAUUUAUUGACAGAAGCCAAAUAUAUCAACCUGUCGUUACAUUAUCUGGAACAGGUAAUAAUUGCCCUUGCAGAGAAAAACCGGUCCCACAUUCCUUACCGAAAUUCUAUGAUGACCUCAGUGCUAAGAGACAGCCUGGGAGGAAACUGCAUGACUACCAUGAUAGCAACGCUCUCUAUAGACAAGAGAAAUAUAGAUGAAUCUAUAUCAACCUGCAGAUUUGCACAGCGAGUUGCUCUUAUUAAGAAUGAAGCAAUUCUUAAUGAAGAAAUUGACCCCAGAUUGAUGAUUGUCCAGCUGAAAAAGGAGAUCCAGGAGUUGAAGGAUGAGCUGGCGCUGGUGACUGGCAAGCAAAGAACAUCAGAGCUUUCACAAGAAGAGCUGCUUCAGUUGGAUGAGUUAGUUGAAACAUUUCUCGAAGAUAAUGAUCCUGAUAGCACUCUGGAUGUUGGUGCUGACAUGCGCAAGAUCAAGUAUUGCUUCAUUCAUGUGAAGCAACUAGUGAAUCAUUCAAGGAUUUCUGAUAAAAAACUGCUCUCACAACACACCUCUGAAGAGAAAGACACUAACAAAGAAGCAGGAGAAGAAGAAUUGAAAAAACUGAAAGAACUUCUGCAGCAAAGAGACAAUGAAAUCAAUAUUCUGGUAAACAUGCUAAAAAAAGAAAAAAAGAAAGCACAAGAUGCUCUUUUCCAGCUUAAUGCAGCCUCUGCUGCUUCUGCAGUCUUGGAGCAGUCUCUUUCUACAAACUUAGAAGAAAGACGGAACCCAUCUAGCAGUUUUAGUCUGAAAGAGACAAAAGAUUUUAACUCUUCAGUUCACAGACUACCUUUUCUUUCCAGACAAACAG
Fulmarus glacialis (Northern fulmar) is the source of this 1003-nucleotide messenger RNA. RefSeq names its product kinesin-like protein KIF6. Lineage: Eukaryota; Metazoa; Chordata; Aves; Procellariiformes; Procellariidae. The transcript is spliced from 7 exons. The annotation marks the transcript as partial. The record is from RefSeq and is a predicted model, not a curated record. Gene Ontology annotation, molecular function: microtubule motor activity; ATP binding; microtubule binding. Gene Ontology annotation, biological process: microtubule-based movement.